Messenger RNA from Amphiprion ocellaris (clown anemonefish), 2598 nucleotides. Its product is annotated as acyl-CoA-binding domain-containing protein 5-like. Gene Ontology annotation, molecular function: fatty-acyl-CoA binding. The transcript has 14 exons. NCBI's taxonomy places the organism in Eukaryota, Metazoa, Chordata, Actinopteri, Pomacentridae. The coding region runs from base 151 to 1743 and encodes 530 amino acids. Gene Ontology annotation, cellular component: peroxisome. Gene Ontology annotation, biological process: autophagy of peroxisome; fatty acid metabolic process. The record is from RefSeq and is a predicted model, not a curated record.
CAGACGUGCCUGGUCCUAAAAUGUUGACUGUUUGGCUCAUCCUUGACCGGAGUCAGAUUGGCUUUCUGCUGCAUAUUGCAGUCAGACACCGGGCUAAUAAAAUAAUUAUCGCACCGGCGAAAAUAAACUUUAUGACGUGAGGACUCCUUCAUGUCAUCCCUGUCUGGACUCAGCAUGGCGCAGGAGGAGGACGAACACAGCCUGGAGGCGAAAUUUGCUGCCGCAGUUAAAGUGAUCCGGAGUUUGCCUGAAGAAGGUCCUUUCCAGCCGUCUGAUGACAUGAUGCUGAUGUUCUAUAGUUACUAUAAACAGGCCACCAUGGGGCCCUGCAACAUCCCCAGACCCAGCGGCUUCUGGGACACCCGGGGCAAAGCUAAAUGGGAUGCAUGGAGCUCUCUGGGAAAUAUGACAAAAGAGGACGCCAUGAAGAAUUAUGUUGAGGACAUCCAGCUGAUUUUGGAGACCAUUCCAAUCUCAGAAGAAGUGUCUGACCUGGUCCAGAGGCUUGGAAACUUCUACACAGAGGUAGAAGAGGAAGGAGAGGAGGCUGAAGAAAAUGGAAUUCAGAAGAGACCCUUCACAAGGCCUUUUGCAAAACACGCAGAUGAGCUGGUUGAACCGUUUAAGCAGCCGACAAUGGAAGGCUAUGGGGAUCUGUGGGAUGAUAUACAAAACCUCCAGGAAAAAGACAGCAGUGUUCAUGGCUUGAGUGUCAGUAGCCAGGAGUCAGAGGGAAACAGAGAAAAUAGUGAAAUCGAGAUAAAGGAGGAAUAUAGUGAUUGGAGGAGAAGUGAGGAAGAGGAGAAUGGGGAUAAAGAAGACAAUACAGACGAUGAAGACAAUGAGGAGGAAAGAGAUUGGAGUCCUGACCCGAGGCUAUUAAUGGUGCAGGACAGGAGAUGGAGGUCUGACACUAAAGGCUCCUGCAGCAGCGUGGAGCCCAGUGUGUCCUCCUUCACCAACGGGACACACAGCUCCCUCAACAGCGAGGUGGAGGAGGAGGAACUGGCCUGUUCUGUAGAGCCCAGUGUGCAGUAUAAUCCAUACAUGCAGUUUAAUGGACACUUGAGUGGUCAUAAUGAUACUGUUCCUGAGAAGAACCAUCGAUCCACAGACUCUGAUAAUGAGGAAUUCUGUGACUCAAUGGAGCAUCUCGCCAUGGAAGAGCGGAUGGCCACGUACAAAGACCAGUCGCCUGGAUCGAGGUCUGCCUCAGUGAGGCAAAAAGAUCUUUGGUUUGAGAGCAACACUUCUCUAAAAGUGGGAGAGGACCAAGUAUUCAUAGGUGAUUCCUACCGGAAUGAGGCGGUUCUUCUAAGCAAACACAGCAGCUCCUUGUCUAGAAGAGGGAGAGGUUCUCAAUCACCAAGAGCCACCUGCAGCUCUCAGCAGUGUGCCAGUGUAGAAGCUGCCUGCUGUUGUGUGUCACAGAGCAGACGUCCUGUCAGCACUACCAGAGGAAGCAUUAAUGACCAGAUAGCUACGGCUCUGCUGAGGCUGCAGCACGACAUGGACGAUGUGCUGCACAGGCUGCACACUCUGGAGGUGCUGACCAGGUCACAGUCAAGAUCAUCUUCACCAAAGCAGGAGGACUUUGCACCUGUUGCACGAAAGUUUCUGAGACCAUCUUGGUGGCCUUUUGACUCCUCUCCACUCACAGUGGUGUUGACAGCACUCUGGCCUCUGAUUGCUCAUUGGCUCGCCCAGAUUUACUUACAACGGAGGAGAAGGAAAAUCCCAUGAAUUGUCUGAUGACCAUCAAUGUCUAUCAAACGUCGUAAAGUCUGGAUGAAAUCGAUGCACUUUUGCUGCUAAGGAUCUUUCUGAAGCCACCACCAUGGAUGGAGUGUGAAGAGGCAUCAGUAGAAAUGGGAAAGCUGCAUUAGAUAAACAAAGAGUCAGAAAAGUGUUUAAAAGAAGGCUCUGCAAUACAGUGUAGCACUUUCACUCAAAGGUGAUUUUUUUUAAGGUUUUUUAGAAGGAGAGGAUUUAUGCAGAAUAAAAGCUGGCACAGUUUCUUUCUUACAGUUAGCUAAGCAUGAUGUGAUCUUAUUUAUGACUCACAGAUCACCAGGAACUCAAUAUACACAUCACUCACAUAACUUGUAACUGAAAUAAAUUCACGAUUCAUCACACAUUAGCCGUGGACCCUUAGUGACAAAAGUAUCCAAACUGACAUUGCUUAUUAUUUUAUUUAUUGUACAUUUCAUUACUUAAUUAGACUUCUUUUAGUAUUUUUCGUCAGAUAUAUUUUCUCUGAUAGCUAAGGAUAUCUGUCUUUUAUAUGUUAUCUAACAUAUUUAAAUAUGUCAAGGGCAUUGCUUUUAAGGCCAAAUAGACAUGUAAGGUGCAAAAUAUGGUUAUUUGUGUGUUAAAGUGUGUAUUUAUUUAGUAGCUUCAGUACAAUAGUAAUGAAAGAUUGCACUCGCAACAAAAAUGAGAUACAUAGUACAGAUAAUCCAUAUAUCCAUAUAACUAUAUAUAUAAAAUCAUUCUUGUUUCUUGUCAGCUCUAAAGUGCUAAUGAAGAAGAACAGAUGUAAAACAUCAGUAUAUGAAACUAUUUUAAAAAUGCAAUAAAGGCAUUCUUUGAAAAAAA